Molecule: messenger RNA, 575 nt
Organism: Zeugodacus cucurbitae (melon fly)
Lineage: Eukaryota; Metazoa; Arthropoda; Insecta; Diptera; Tephritidae
Gene: EMC5
Product: ER membrane protein complex subunit 5
Exons: 4
Coding region: 90-461 (123 amino acids)
Cellular component (GO): early endosome; EMC complex; plasma membrane
Source: RefSeq, a predicted model, not a curated record
GACAAUAGCGCUCACCACUAACACAAAACAGCUGUUUAUAAGAAUAUUUUUUCGUUGCAGUGUGUGUCAGCAAUAACUAGUCUUACAAAAUGGGCACAAAAAUCGUGAAUCGUAUCAUGCUAAUUACCGGUUUGAUAAGUUUAUUACAUGCCGCUUUUUCAGCUGCACAUCAUCGCACCUAUUUACGGCUGACGGAACAAGACUGGACGCGUUUACCGGUAGAUGUUGUUGUGCAGACUGUGGUCAGUCUGCUGGUCGUCGUGUACAAUUUAAUACAAGUGGUUGGUAAUUUCAAGGAAAUACGCGCCACCGUUGAUAUGCAAGAGAAAUCUUGGGAUACAUUGGGCAACUUGCCGUCAUUUUACACCUUCAAUCAUCGUGGUAUGGCUUUAUAUGAAAACUAUGAACCCGAAGAAUCGUCAAGUGCUGAUAGCAAGAGUAGUCUAGAAGUAGAAUAUUAGCAAAGGAAAUUGUGUUUAGUCGUAACUUAGUAUUUGUGUUUACAUUCUUUGUAAGCUAUAUUCGCAAAUCCCAAUAAAUCGAAAUUUUUCGAAUAAAUAAAGUAUCAAAGUGCA